Molecule: messenger RNA, 2338 nt
Organism: Triticum aestivum (bread wheat)
Lineage: Eukaryota; Viridiplantae; Streptophyta; Magnoliopsida; Poales; Poaceae
Product: synaptotagmin-3
Exons: 12
Coding region: 292-2070 (592 amino acids)
Cellular component (GO): endoplasmic reticulum
Molecular function (GO): lipid binding
Source: RefSeq, a predicted model, not a curated record
UUUAGGGAUAAUUCAGUUUUUUUAGAAAAGAUAAUGCAGUUGGAAAUUAGUAGUACUUGCUAUUGCCAAAAUGAGCAAGCCAAUAAAGAGCCAAGAGUUAUUGUGGGCCAUGCAAACUGAAAAUUCCAGAUUUCUUAGAUGACCUACUAAACUGAAAAGGAGGGAAUAGAAUACUUGAAAUGUGAUAAGAGUGAAAAUCCAACUUGGGAAUUUGCUAUAGGAGUCCACCGCACAUUGUUGUUGAAACCAUUUCCGUUAAGAAAAUAAAAGUGGUUCUCAAGAAAAAAAGGUAUGAAUCCCACUCGCCGCCCGCUCCGCCCCAUAAAAACACGGGAAACCCCGCUCGCUUGGCGCCGUUCGACGCCACGGAGGAGGAGCCUCCCGGCGGCCCAUUGCCGACGGGCUCGGCCGGCGCUAGCUCGUGACCUCCAUGCGGGUGCGUGGACGACGAUGGGACUCGUUGGCGGCCUCCUCGGCUUCGGCCUCGGCCUGCCCCUCGGGCUCGCUGCCGCCUGCCUCGUCUACCUCCGCUUCUUCGCGCCUCGUCGCCACCCCCAGGAUCCUGUCAUUAGACCUCUGCGAGAUUUAGAUUAUGAGACGUUACAGACGAUGGUACAUGACAUUCCGUUAUGGGUCAAGUAUCCAGACUAUGAACGGAUUGAUUGGAUGAACAAGUUUAUUUGUGAUAUGUGGCCUUUCCUGGAUAAGGCGAUAUGCAAAAUAAUAAGAGGUGUAGCAAAGCCAAUAUGUGAUCAGUAUGUUGGAAAAUAUGGCAUAGAAUCAAUUGAAUUUGGAAACUUAACACUUGGUGCUCUUCCACCUACACUCCAAGGAAUUAAAGUUUAUGAAAUGCGAGAAAAAGAACUGGUAAUUGAACCUGUGAUUCGGUGGGCUAGCAUAGCAAAUGUAACUGUGAAUGUGAAGGUGCAUUCUUUCAAAUUAUCCGCCCAGCUUUUGGAUCUGCAUAUAAUGCUGACACCACGAGCGACUCUGAAGCCACUUGUGCCAAGCUUUCCCUGUUUUGCCAGUGUGUGUGUUUCACUAAUGGAGAAGCCGCAUGUUGACUUCGGAUUGAAAUUCCUGGGUGGAGAUGUCAUGGCGAUUCCUGGUUUGUAUCGGUUUGUCCAGGAGCAAAUAUCAAAGCAAAUUGCAAUCCUGUAUCAUUGGCCUAAGGUUAUAGAAGUUCCUAUUUUAGAUGGAGCAAGUGGUGCUACAAAGAAACCAGUGGGAGUAUUGCAUGUUAAGGUAGUUCGUGCCAUGAAUCUUCCCAAGAUGGACUUGCUUGGGAAAUCUGAUCCUUAUGUCAAGCUUCGGCUAAGUGGCGAGAGACUGCCCUCGAAGAAAACCUCUGUCAAGAUGAGCAACCUGAAUCCUGAAUGGAACGAACAUUUCAGGCUCGUUGUCAAGAAUCCUGAGACACAAGUCCUCGAGCUCCAGAUGUUUGAUUGGGAAAAGGUCAAAAUGCAUGAUAAAAUGGGUGUGCAAGUGAUUCCCCUCCGCUUGCUUACUCCUUACGAGAGCAAGUUGUUCACACUAGACCUUCUCAGAAGCAUGAACCCAAAUGAUCAGCAAAACAAGAAGAAUAGAGGAAAGCUUGCCGUGGAACUGACAUUUGAUCCUUUCAGAGAGGAAAACAGCACGAGUCCUCUGAUUUCAGAUGGUGAAGGCAAUAUCAGCUUAAAAAGGGAUGUCCCGGACGGUGGUGGGGUGCUGUUAGUUUCGGUCGAAAACGCAGAAGAUGUCGAAGGGAAGCGUCACACUAAUCCAUAUGCCGUGGUUCUUUUUAGGGGCGAAAAGAGGGAAACUAAGGUGAUCAGGAAGGCUCGAGAUCCGAGAUGGAACGAGGAGUUCCAGUUCGUGGUGGACGAGGCCCCCAUGGACGAGAAGAUCCACAUCGAGAUCAGAAGCAGACGCCGCAGGCUCCUCCCGUUCCGCACCCAGGAGUCGCUGGGGCACGUGAACAUCAACCUGGUGGACGUGGUGAACAACGGGCGAAUCAACGAGAAGUACCACCUCAUCAACUCCAGGAACGGCAAGCUGCAGCUCGAAAUCAAAUGGAACACCGUCUGAACCUCCAUUUCCCAGACAUGCAUAGCUUUGCCAUAUACCCUAUGGGGCAACAGUCCCUGUGCACCCUGAGAGGUGUUAGUUGUUGUAGCUUUCUGUCCAUGUAUAUGUAUUUUCCGUUUUUGCUCCAUUCGGCGAUUUUGGCGUGCGGUCUGUGUAUAACAUCAGUGCGCAGGCCUGGUGUGUGUAUGUGCAUAGUCAUGUGUGUGUCCUGUGAAUUAGUAUUGUUAACAUCUUUUUUCUUUUCUUGAGAGGAUGAUAUUAUUGGUAA